Rotaria sp. Silwood1 is the source of this 1383-nucleotide messenger RNA. NCBI's taxonomy places the organism in Eukaryota, Metazoa, Rotifera, Eurotatoria, Philodinida, Philodinidae. The record is from the annotation of a GenBank genome assembly.
AUGAAUAAUUAUCAAAUUAAUCUUCCUGCUAAAACAAAUAUUGAAUUCAUACGUGAUACAUUACGUAGUAAUAAAAAGAACCUCAAGAAAGAAAUGCAAGAAUUUGAUACAACAAGAAAUGAAUUAUUACGAAAACUUGAAGUUUUAAAAAAGAAAGAAGAAUUAAAACAACGUACAAUGUUAAUUUCAAUUAAUGAAGAAGAUCAGUUAAGUUCAUUAAGUGCAUAUAUUCAACAAUCAGAAAUUGAACCAUUAAAUAUACAUCAUGAAUUUUACUCAAUGAAAAUUCAACAAAUCACUAAUGAUCUCGUUUCUAUGUUUCAUUCAAAGACUUCUGAUUCAAGUUUAUUUAAUACGAAUCAAUUUAGCAAAAUAUUCGAUCAUUUGAAAACUUAUGAACAAAUUUUAAAUAAACAAAAAAUUAACAAUGAUAACAAAUUAAAACAUGUUGAAGACGAAAUUUCUAUAGCACGAGGAUAUUCAUUAUUUGACAGUCUUGUUCGUGAACAAAUGGACAAUCUAAUAAAACAACCAAAUGAAUUUGCACAUCAUAAAGAAUUAAUUAUUAAAAUGCAAGCAAUUCUAAAUGAGACAAUCAAUCAAUUUCAUUCAUUAUUUAUGUUUGAUUUUGAACACGACAAAAAUCAAGAAUUACUUAAACAAAUGAAACAGAGAGAUAGUCAAAUAGAAAUUCAAAUUUCUUUCACAAUCGAUAAUCAACAAACAGUUGAAUAUAAAAAAUCUAAAACUUCAAUAAAAUCAUCAACUAUCAAUGAAAAAUCUCUUGAUACAAAUCAAAUUAAUGAACAAAUACAUGAAUAUUUGAACAAUUAUGAUACAAUUUUACAAAAACAUAUACAAAAUGAUCAAGCAGAACUUUCUAAAAUACAAACUGAUAUUGAUCAAGUAGAAAUUCAAACAGAUAAAUUAUCGUCUACCCAUAUAGAACAAGAAUCAAAUAAAAUAAUGCAUCAACAAACGACUGAUACUAUUGAAGAUCUUCAUCGAUUAAGUAUACUUCUAAAACAAAAAGAUAAAAUUCCUCUCCUAAUUCAUAAUAAUUUAGAAACAUCUCUUGAAAAAUUUCAACAAGAAAAUAAUCGCGAAAAACAAAUUGAUAUACAACUUCAAAUCUUAGAUAAAAUAGAUCAAUUAGAUAACCAAUUCAUUAAUCAUAAAACUUUAGAAAAUCUUCGUAAACAUCUUCACGAAGAACAACAAAAACAACAACAAGCUUCAUUAAAUCUUUCAUCAGAUAGACAAAUGCAUAGUGAUACUCAUAUUCAAAUUAUGCUUGUUCCAACUCAUCUAUCAAAAUCAUCAACAAUGACGAUUGACAAAGAAAAACAAAUUAAAAAUAUUUCACAUCAAACCUGCUAUUAG